CGGUAAAAAAGAGGACGGCUCCCGUUCCGGGAUAUCCAGCGUCCUCCCAGGGGAACGCUAUCUCGUCGUCGUGGCCGCCUCCCCAACUGUCUGGCUCCUCUGCCCGCGGUCGCCCUUCCUCCAGAGUCCAAGCGCUCCCCCUGCUGCCUGGCCGCCGGGCGAGGGUGACGAAGCUGUGCGCCGCCGCCCUGUCCUUGCACCGGCGCCGGUCGUGGGUCGAGGAAGCGCUGCGCUACCGGCGAAUCGCGGCCUGCCGCGGCGGAUCCACCGGCGUCCGCGCCGGAUCCGGUCCAGGGAAGACGGGAUUCGCGCGGGGGAGGGCAUCGGCGCCGCCGGAUCCGACGGGCAUCGGCGCCGCAUCGUAGUAGCAGGGGCAUCCCAGGAUCCGCGCGGGGAGGGCACGCCUCGCCCGGAUUUCAAGUGAAUCGCCGCCGGCGGGGAGGGGGCGGCGCAUCGAGGAGGGAGGGGGGCGGCGCGUCCAGGAGGGAGCGGGCGGCGCGUCCAGCAAGUAGGGGCUGGCGCGCCCAGGAUCCAAGCGCGGAAGAGAAGUCGGGGCCGCCGCCACCCGUCCGCAGGUCGCUGCGGUCACGUCCACCGCCGCUCGGGCGGCCAUUCGGCACCGUGAGGCCAUCCUGGAGAAGACAGGUCGGGCCAGCCGUGGGCGCAAGCGGCGGCGGCAACGGUCACCGGUUCCGUCAGCCACAUCGGAGGAGAGCUCUACCGCAUGCUCCAGCCGGCGUCCUGCAAAACUCAGGAUGGACCCUAACCAAUCCAAUGAUGGCAACAUUCCUCCGUACCCGGCUGCCUGGAACCCGUACAUGUAUGGGUACCAAGCUCCUCCAUCCUGGUUUCCCCAAGGAUUGCAGCAGGUUCCACCCCAUGUCACGAUGGUGCAGCCAGGUAGCAGUGGGCAACAAUUGUAUCCUCCGGCUGAAAACGCAGAUCCAUCUUUGCAAAGCGUUGAGGUACAUGAGGAGGAAUCGCAGCUCUCCCCCAAGCAUAUAGGAAAACGGAAGAGCACAAAGAAAUGUGUCAGUCGUAUCAAGUUGGGCAACUUCAACCCAGAAGAAGAUGGAUACCUUGUUAAAUCAUGGCUUGAAAUAAGCUGUGACCCAAUUACAAGUACUGGACAGAAAAGAGAACGCCUGUGGGAAAGAAUUCUGCAUAGAUACAACUUAAAGAGGGGAUCAAACCCAGAAAGAAAUGUCAGGUCUCUACAGAGCCGUUGGGACGUUAUCAAGACUGAAGUCGGGAAGUUUGCAUCAUUCUUUGCUGAUUCCGUUCGAGAGAAUCCUAGUGGGAUGUCGGAUAGCGAUAAGAAAAUUCUGAAGGAUGAACCCAAGUGGCAGGAUCCAAAGGCCAGAACAUUUGCAAAUUCAAGUGCAGCUGACAAUGAUGCCACAAUCAACCUUGUAGAUGACAAUGAUAGCCCAGCUGCAGAAGCCGAGGAGAGGCCAACAGGUAGGGAUUCAUCUAAAGCACCCAAGAAGAAAGCAAACUCUGAUGCGGGUUCAGCAUCAUCUUCGGAGUAUGCUUCGCGGAUGCAUGAUCUAUCACUGCAGAGGAUGUCUUUCAUGCAAGAAGAAUCAGUCCGUAAGAGUGAUCGUUUCCAGCAGCUUGCAUGUAUAGAUGAGAAGCGCUUUGAGGAAAUGCGAAGCCACAAUAAGUCACUGUUAGAGUGUGAGCAACAGAAGACUCGCAUUCUGGUUGAGAAGCAUGAUUUGGAAAAGAAAAAGGAGGAGAAGCUAGAGGAUGAAAGGAUCCUUGCGAUUGACCUUGAUGCCUACACACCCCAGCAGCGGUUGUAUUAUCAAGUUCUUCAGGAGGAAAUUGUGGAAAAGAUGGAAGCUAGGCGCAGGAAGAGACAAGCGCCAUGAAGAUCCUGAGAAGACGCAACCUUAUUGAUGCUUUCAGCAGUUGUAACCUUAUUUAUUUGUAUGUAAUAUGGACCGUAAGAUGAGAGAACAUUGAGUGUGCAUUUCGGACCUUAUUUAUUUGUUUGUAAUGGGGACUGUGAGCUUCUGUAUGUCUGUGUACCUUAUUUGUUUUAGACCAUUAAAGUGAUCGGACCAUAUUUGUUUGUAAUCGAUUCUAGUCUGCAGAUUGUGAAUUGCAAUUUCAAAAUUCAUAUCACUGCAAUGAUAACUAAAUAUUA
Panicum virgatum (switchgrass) is the source of this 2155-nucleotide messenger RNA. RefSeq lists its product as uncharacterized. NCBI's taxonomy places the organism in Eukaryota, Viridiplantae, Streptophyta, Magnoliopsida, Poales, Poaceae. The record is from RefSeq and is a predicted model, not a curated record. The coding region runs from base 756 to 1877 and encodes 373 amino acids. The transcript has 3 exons.